Molecule: messenger RNA, 1054 nt
Organism: Cebus imitator (Panamanian white-faced capuchin)
Lineage: Eukaryota; Metazoa; Chordata; Mammalia; Primates; Cebidae
Gene: TLCD2
Product: TLC domain containing 2
Exons: 4
Coding region: 129-923 (264 amino acids)
Biological process (GO): phospholipid homeostasis; membrane assembly; regulation of membrane lipid distribution
Cellular component (GO): plasma membrane
Source: RefSeq, a predicted model, not a curated record
GGGCACGGGGGAGGGCGCCCCGCCCUGCCCUGCCGGGUAGUGGGUUCCCAGUCCUCGCGGGGCCGCUGUUGCUUCCCGGUCGAGAGCGCGGGCGCCGAGGGGACCCACCCGGACCUCCCCCACCCGCCAUGGCGCCCCCGGGGCUCCUCGUGACUGGCGCCUCCUUCCUGACGUUCCCGGGGCUGCACUGGGGGCUGCGGUUGCUGCCCACACCGGGGCCCGCCGCUCGGGACGGCUGGCGGUGGCGGAACCUCUGCGUGUCCCUGGUACACAGCCUGCUCUCGGGGAUCGCGGCGCUGCUCGGGCUGAUCCUGCACCCUCAGAUGGCCGCCGACCCUAUCCAGAGCCACCUGCGCUGGGCCCUGGUGCUGGUAGCGGUGUCUGUAGGUUAUUUCCUGGCCGAUGGAGCUGACCUGCUGUGGAACCAGCGCCUGGGCAAGACCUGGGAUCUCCUCUGUCAUCACUUGGUGGUGGUGAGCUGCCUCAGCACUGCUGUUCUGUCCGGCCAGUACGUGGGCUUCUCCAUGGUGUCUCUGCUCCUGGAGCUGAACUCUGCCUGCUUGCACCUGCGGAAGCUGCUGCUGCUUUCUCGCCAGGCCCCGUCCCUGGCCUUCAGCGUGACCAGCUGGGCCUCCUUGGCCACCCUGGCCCUCUUCCGCCUGGUGCCGCUGGGAUGGAUGAGUCUAUGGCUGCUCCAGCAGUGCCACCAGGUUCCUCUUGCUCUGGUCAUCCUGGGUGGAGUUGGGCUGGCCACUGUGGGCGUCAUGAGCAUCGUAUUGGGUAUCCGCAUCCUUGUCAGUGACGUUCUGCGGUUUCGACCCCAUCCAUCCAUCCCCAGGCAUGAGAAAACCAGGAGGACCAGGACACGUGGUGACGAUGGACCCGUCACCAGGGACAGUUCCACUAUCAACCUGAAAGACUAGAGAGAAGCCAUGGCCUCUCCCUGGGGGAGAUGAGGCCAGGGCCAGGGCCAGGAGAUGACGGUCUUCAGUGCACAGUCUCCAUCAGGGUGAGGCACACUGACUAUCAGCAUCUCAGGGUGUCUUCCAGCUAA